GGGCGGGGGCGGCCGCUUCCUGGGGCCGCUUGUCCAGGGAGCGGAGCCUCGCCAAGCCCACAGGCUCGGAGCAGCCCGGACCCCGGGGGCCGCGGGGGUGGGCUCGGGGUCGCCCCAGCCUCAACUGCCAGGCCGAAGGCGAGGUCCGAGGGCAGAGAUGCCACUGGGGACCAAGGUCAGCCACGCUUCCUUCGGGAUGCUUCCUCUUGUCUCCUUCCUCCGGGGGCAGCUGCUGUUGCUGCUCCUUCUGGGCACCGCGUCUCCCCAGGACCCCGAGGAGCCGGACAGCUACAUGGAGUGUACGGACGGGUACGAGUGGGACGCAGAGAGUCAGCACUGUAAGGAUGUGAAUGAGUGCGAGACCAUCCCUGAUGCCUGCAAGGGGGAGAUGAAGUGCAUCAACCACUACGGGGGCUACCUGUGCCUGCCUCGCUCAGCUGCUGUCAUCAACGAUGUCCACUCAGAGGGCGGCCCCCCUCCCCGGCCCAGGCCCCCCAGACCUCCGGCCCCCGGCCCGCCUCGCCCCAAUCCCUGCCCACAGGGCUACGAGCCCGAUGACCAGGACAACUGUGUGGACAUCGACGAGUGUGAUCUCGAUCUCCACGACUGCCGUCCCAGCCAAGAGUGCCACAAUCUCCCCGGCUCGUUCCAUUGCUCCUGCCCCGAUGGCUACAGAAAGAUGGGCUCCGAGUGUGUGGACAUCGACGAGUGUCGCUACCGCUACUGCCAGCACCGCUGCGUCAACGUUCCCGGCUCCUUCACCUGCCAGUGUGAGCCCGGCUUCCAGCUGGGGCCCAACAACCGCUCCUGCGUAGAUGUCAACGAAUGCGAGAUGGGCGCCCCCUGCGAGCAGCGCUGCUUCAACUCCUAUGGGACCUUCCUGUGCCGCUGCAACCAAGGCUACGAGCUGCAUCGCGAUGGCUUCUCCUGCAAUGGUGACUGGCCCCCACUGCCCCCGGGGAGGCGCUACACAGGGCCCGGCCUGCUGGGCUCCGGACUCAGGGCCAUGGGAAGUGGGAGAACCAGAGAGCGUCAGGGCCGGAGUGGAACCGAGAACACAGAGCGGAGGGGGAGGCGUCUGGUGGAGCGCCUGGAGCCCCCCCCUCUCCAGGUGGGCCAGGCCCUGUGGGUCAGGGAGGUCCCAGUCGCCCGGCCCUUGGAUCUCCAAGCUCUUGGGAAGUCUUCGCGGUCCGCCAAUGACCGAGGCGACCUGCAGUGCCAGACAUUGGAAUCAGACCCCCCACCCCUCUCCAGUAUCACUUCCAACGGCGGCCUUCUCCUCCCCCCCAAGGAUCAACUCUGGGCCCGCCUCUCCAAGGGUCUGCUGGGCUGGGACAGUGGGGCCUUUGGGGGCACACGCCCGGCUCCCAGGCCCCUAUUUUUCCCCCCGGCAACUCGGCGGGUGUGGGCCCAGGCACCCAAGUCUCGAAGGCAGGGCUCGCUUCCACGGGGCUUCGCUGGGGAACCAACCCCUCCAACCCCUAGUCAGGUGUCCACAAGUGGUCGGCGGGCCUACCGUUGCCUCUGCCCAGCGUCCGACCCCCGGUGCCGGGGCGCCCUGUCCAUGUCCACCUUCGGCAUCACCUCGGAGCGCAGUGUCCCUGCGGACGUGUUCCAGAUCCAGGCCACCUCCGUUUACCCCGGGGCCUACAAUGCCUUCCAGAUCCGCAGCCCCAGGGAGACUUCAAUCAGACCCGUGACAGGCCCUCGCGAGUACGUGCUGGAUUUGGAGAUGGUCACCAUGAACUCCCUCAUGGCUCGGGCCGCUCAUUGCUGA
Molecule: messenger RNA, 1777 nt
Organism: Sarcophilus harrisii (Tasmanian devil)
Lineage: Eukaryota; Metazoa; Chordata; Mammalia; Dasyuromorphia; Dasyuridae
Gene: EFEMP2
Product: EGF containing fibulin extracellular matrix protein 2
Exons: 12
Coding region: 158-1777 (539 amino acids)
Molecular function (GO): calcium ion binding
Source: RefSeq, a predicted model, not a curated record